UAAAGGCAGGAGAAAACAGAACAGGGCACAGUCCCUUUGUGUGAGGAGAAAGGAAUUCUGCAUUUCUGUGUGAGACACUGCCUCUCCCCACACCUCAGGAUUAAUAUUCCCCCUGGUUCCAGCAGGGUGGCUGAAAUGACUUUUGCCUGUAUGAGCGUGGAAAGGUUUGGGAAGCAAUUUAGCAUUGGUGAUAUCACCACAAAUUAACUACAACUAAUCCAUUUGUGACUUCUCUCACUAAGUAAAUACUGUGCAGCCAGAUGCAGAGUACUCCCUGUGGACACAGAGUGACUGCCAAAGGUGCUGGCAUGUGAUGCCGCCCUGCACGCACUUCUCACUGCUCUUACUCUCUUUGGAGUCUCUUUCCUUGUGUUUUCUCAGGCCCCUGUGUGGCUGGAGUUGUGGGGUACAAAAUGCCUCGGUACUGCCUCUUUGGGGACACAGUGAACACGGCGUCCCGCAUGGAAUCCAGCAGCCUGCCACAGAAGAUCCACAUCAGUUCUGCUACAUAUGAAGCCCUUCUCACAGAUGAUGCAUAUGAAAUCGAGCUGAGAGGGGAAAUUGAAAUCAAGGGCAAAGGGAAAAUGAAAACCUACUGGCUUCUUGGAAACAAGAACUACAGUGUUCAGAAUGACAGCCUGGUGUGCCACUGGAAUCCAGCAAUCUCCAAGAAGAAAAAGAUGGAAAGUAGCCAGGGAUCUGUCCAACAAGCACGGAGCCCUGCCUUGUCCUGGGAUGAGCUGAGCCCCCACACUCAAAGGAGUUCCAGACCAGAGGGUGUCACCCAUGGAGUGAGCCAAAAGCAGGGGAAUGGCUUUCAGCACAGCUCCCAGCACAGCCUGCAGGAGAACCUCCCUUCUCUGGGCUCACGUACCAGUUUAGAACACAGCUCACAUGGCACUAAAACACCAUGGAAAAAUGAGCUUCUUCCAGGUUGUGUAGAUGAGAUGUGACAGUGAAGUGACCCAGGCACACACAGCUCCUUUAAAUAACAUUCCCUUUUUUCUUCUAGCCACAACUGGCAUUUUUAGCUGGUAUGUUGAUGUGGGAACCUGAAACACCCAUAGAAAUUUAGGAAGGUGUCUCAAAACAAGGAGAAGCUACAGAAGUGCAGAUGGGAGCAUGGCUGGUAGGUGAGAGAUGUACAGCAGUGUGACUUUUAUUUCACUAAAGCCAUUCUAGAUUUAUGUCUGUAGGUGACACAGAAUGCAAAGUCCAGAAUGGUGAGGGUGCUUUGAGACCCUGACACAUCACAACAAACUGUUUGUUUCAAGUUGGCCUUUACAGCUCCCCAGGGAACCAUGGCUUGAAAAAUGUGCAGCUUUAAACAGUGGGAGAGGGAGCUGCAAAAUCCUGAUGGAGAAGGAAAUAACUCCUUUUGAUUAUUGUUUGGAGAUACAAAUAAAAUGAGGACAACACUGAAUUGCUUCAGUAAGUUUGUGUAGCACUUUGUCUUUCCAGCCCCUCUCCCCUGCAGUGGAAUCUCCCCUCCAUAAAUGUAUUUUUCCCAUUAUCAGUCUCCUGGGGGCUUGGUGGUGA
This is a messenger RNA of Catharus ustulatus (Swainson's thrush), 1539 nucleotides long. Its product is annotated as guanylate cyclase soluble subunit beta-2-like. NCBI's taxonomy places the organism in Eukaryota, Metazoa, Chordata, Aves, Passeriformes, Turdidae. The coding region runs from base 414 to 953 and encodes 179 amino acids. Gene Ontology annotation, biological process: receptor guanylyl cyclase signaling pathway; intracellular signal transduction; cGMP biosynthetic process. Gene Ontology annotation, molecular function: guanylate cyclase activity; peptide receptor activity. The record is from RefSeq and is a predicted model, not a curated record. The transcript has 4 exons.